Molecule: messenger RNA, 702 nt
Organism: Hyaloperonospora brassicae
Lineage: Eukaryota; Oomycota; Peronosporomycetes; Peronosporales; Peronosporaceae
Source: the annotation of a GenBank genome assembly
AUGGUGAUGUCCAAGAGCAGUAAGAUGCUCAACUACAUCAACUACCGCAUGAAGGUGACGCUGCAGGACUCGCGCGUGCUCGUGGGGUACUUUAUGGCGUUCGACAAGCACAUGAACUUAGUGUUGGGCGACUGCGAAGAGUUCCGGACCCUGCGCGCCAAAGUGAAGCUGAGCGUGUCGGAAGAGCGCGUGGAAAAGCGCCACUUGGGCCUCGUGCUGCUGCGGGGCGAGAGCGUCGUGUCGCUGACGGUCGAAGGGCCGCCUCUGGCCAAGGAGAACGAGACGGUGGGGCCCAACGGACCGGGCGUCGCUCGGGCAGCUGGACGGGGCAUUCCCACUGCGCCCAUGGGAGCGGGUGCACUGCCGAUGGGACUUAUGGCGCCGAUGCGGGGCAUUGGGGGGCCGCCCUCGGGCAUGAUGCAGCCGGGACAAGUGGCAGCAAUGGCACAGCCGCAGGCGUACGGCCGAGGUCGCGGUAUGCCCGGACUUCCCGGUGGUAUGCCCGGACUUCCCGGCGGUAUGAUGCCUCCUCCUCGACCCAUGCCAAGCAUGGGAAUGCCCCCUCCUGGUAUGGGCCCGCCACUUGGAAUGGGAAUGGGCCCGCCACCGGGAAUGGGACCACCGCCGGGCAUGAUGCCUCCCCAGGGCAUGCGUGGGCCACCAGGUCCACCGCCUGGCAUGCGAGGUCCACCGGGACAGUAA